AUGUUACUAGUAUUUCUCUAUGCUAUAAUGUUGGUUGAUUAUGCAUAUGUGUUUGCAGAUACGGAUAUAGAUGGAUAUCAUAUUGUUAAUCACGAUGAUCUACCAUUGCCACCUGUUGAUCCACUUACUCCGGUUUUACCCGAGGCAUAUUGCUCAAGCCCCCCUGGUUUUUCACCACCUUCCUCCACCACUCUGCCGCCAACUAUUGGAUCUUACAACCCAUCACCGCCUGCCACAUCAUCUUCCUCCUACCCUACACCACCUUUCACUUUCCCCACACCACCCACCACCACCAGCACCCCAGGCUCACCUGCCACCUAUCAACCCACACCUAGCGGAUCUAAUAACCCACCCGCCACCUACGAACCCACCCCUAGCGGAUCUUCCAACCCACCCGCCACCUACGAACCCACCCCUAGUGGAUCUUCCAACCCACCCGCCACCUACGAACCCACCCCUAGUGGAUCUUACAACAAUCCACCUUCCGGUUCAUACGAACCGAGCCCACCAACUUUCACGUUUCCGUCUCCUACAGGGUUCAUACCCGCACCGCCACUUUUCGAACCACCAAUUGUGUACCCACCUCCGACACGAUCACCGCCAGCUCAUAGUUCGCCGGAAUCCGCCCUGUGGUGUGUGGCUAAACCGUCUGUACCAGAUCCAAUCAUCCAAGAAGCUAUGAAUUACGCGUGUGGUUCAGGGGCGGAUUGUGAGUCAUUGCAACCAAAUGGUGAAUGUUUUCAACCGGAUACAUUGUUUGCACAUGCUUCUUAUGCGUUUAAUAGCUACUGGCAAAGAACAAAAGUCGCCGGAGGCACCUGUGAAUUUGGCGGCUCAGCCAUGCUCGUCACCGCUGAUCCAAGUUAUGACGGCUGCCAUUUCAUCUACUUCUAAUGGGUUUUCUUUUACAUGAUUAGAG
Messenger RNA from Lactuca saligna, 919 nucleotides. NCBI's taxonomy places the organism in Eukaryota, Viridiplantae, Streptophyta, Magnoliopsida, Asterales, Asteraceae. The record is from the annotation of a GenBank genome assembly.